AUGCCUGACCUAAAUGUUGGUAUUUGUGGGGCGGGAAUUGGAGGACUGGCUGCAGCCAUCGCCAUCAGAAAGGCUGGCGGUCAGGUCACCAUCCUGGAAGCCGCCCCUGAGCUUGGUGAGAUUGGUGCGGGCAUUCAGAUGACACCCAAUGUUGCUCGACUUUUGAACAAAAGGGGGGUUGACAAGGUUAUUGGGGACGACCUGGUCGAAUUUGAAGAACUCAAUAUGAGAAGGAGAGAUGGGACACUUGUGGGAUACACCAAGACCAUUCCUAAUGUACGGAAAAAUCUAGGUGUGCCUUGGUGGUUGGUCCAUCGCAUGCAUCUCCACUCGGGUUUGGCGGAGGUUGCUCAACGUGAAGGCGCGAACAUUGUGAUCGACUCUCGCGUGGAAAAGAUCGACUGGACAUCGUCGAAACAGGUCAACGUCACCACGGCUAAAGGCAAGAUAUGGACAUUCGACCUGCUCAUCGGCGCAGAUGGGGUACGUUCUGUUGUCCGCAAGAGUUUCAUGCCGCAAGUCACACCUAAACCCCCAACGGGCAAUUGCGCCUACAGGGCCAUCGUUUCGUACGAUCAAAUUCGCAAAGACCCUGUUGCAAAAGAGCUCGCGGAGAAAUUGACCAUGGAAGUCUGGAUGUCGGACAAAGCGUAUAUCAUCUCGUAUCCAAUCUCUCACGGCACGCAAUUCAACAUGGUGCUCAGCCAUCACCGCGACCAUUUGGUUGACGACGUCGAGGACAUUGAUAUGCAAGAAUUCCGAGACACCUACAAGGAUUUUGACCCAAGAAUAAAGCGUAUUGUCGACAUAGUUCCUUCUGCUCGAAGAUGGCCGUUGCUUGUAACCGGGCCCCUGGAGACCUGGUCCAUACCGGAAAAGAACGUCGUCCUUAUGGGUGACGCUGCACAUUCCAUGGUCAAUCAUAUGGCUCAAGGGGCGGCAACAAGUAUGGAGGACGGGGCUUACCUGGCACGGACACUGGCCAAAGUGGUAGAGGGCAAGAUAAAUCUUGCGCAGGCAAUAGAGAUUUACGAAAAAGGUCGAAUGCCUAAGGUGUACUUCAAACAGCAGGUGUCUUUCUUGAACGGCGCAAUAUGGCAUCUGCCGGAUGGUCUGCUACAAGAGGCUCGAGACAAAGCGAUGUCGGCCGAACUACAAGGGGAGAAAUUCAUGCGGUCUCCCAAUCUUUACGGUGAUCCUGAAACAACCAUGAGUGUGUAUGGAUACGACGCCGAAGAAGAUGCCGAAAUGGCAAUUAGAGCGUAUCUGGACAAACACGAACCUUACGAUCCCAAGACCGGAGUGACAGAUCGAGAGCUGAAACGGUUCGUCGGGUGGUGGUGGCCGAAGGAUAGGAUGCCACUCCGAGCUUCGAAGCUGUAA
This is a messenger RNA of Exophiala viscosa, 1383 nucleotides long. Its product is annotated as salicylate hydroxylase. Gene Ontology annotation, molecular function: FAD binding; monooxygenase activity. The record is from RefSeq and is a predicted model, not a curated record. The coding region runs from base 1 to 1383 and encodes 460 amino acids. NCBI's taxonomy places the organism in Eukaryota, Fungi, Ascomycota, Eurotiomycetes, Chaetothyriales, Herpotrichiellaceae. The transcript is spliced from 8 exons.